Haliotis rufescens (red abalone) is the source of this 1700-nucleotide messenger RNA. Its product is annotated as BLOC-1-related complex subunit 5-like. Gene Ontology annotation, cellular component: cytoplasmic side of lysosomal membrane; BORC complex; synaptic vesicle membrane. The transcript has 4 exons. The record is from RefSeq and is a predicted model, not a curated record. NCBI's taxonomy places the organism in Eukaryota, Metazoa, Mollusca, Gastropoda, Lepetellida, Haliotidae. Gene Ontology annotation, biological process: organelle transport along microtubule; lysosome localization; positive regulation of anterograde synaptic vesicle transport. Bases 68 to 748 code for a protein of 226 amino acids.
CAGGCGAGAAAGGGAAGGGUAAGCUUUUACAUGAAAAUUGUUGGAACAAGUUUAUGCCAAAUCAACUAUGGGUUCUGACCAGAGCAGUCUGCCAGCAGGUGCCCCUGGAAGCACCAUCCGGUCUCAGCGAGAUGAAGAAAUACCCUAUACUCAGUUCUCUAUCAGCAAACCUAUCGAUGGUGAUUCUCCACGACAAUCUCCACGGGUACAGAAACACAAAGUCCAACAGAACAAGGACAAGGAGAGUACCCCCAAGCAUGACAUAGUGGUGGUUGCAGAAGGACAGGCCCCCAUCAAAGACCCUGAUCCGGAGCUGACAAAACUCAACACCAUCCCUGUGUUCUUCCCGAUCAUGAGGGGCUCGCUGAAUGUCCCGACCAGCUCGCGGGACAUGGAGAUGCUGGACAAGCUAGACUACAGACAGCUGUUGUUCUUGUGUCUCCGAUACCAGGAACACCUCAAGCAGCUGUCUGAGGCAGUGGCUUUUGAUCAAAAUGCUUUGUGCAUUAGGAUUAAAGAGAUUCACCAUACCAUCAAUGUACUACACACAGCAUUAGUUGACAGACAGAAGAAGUACAACAAGUAUGCUGAACAGUUUAACCGGGUACAUGAAACAUUAUCUGUGCUGAAGAAGAUCAGGAUGAGGAUGGACGAUAUUGGUCCCAAAAUGGACCGACUUAAUAAGCUCUUACCUCCUGGGGACCAGCUGGAACCUUUUAAUAUGAAGCUUCAAAAACAUCAGUGCUGAUUGGUUAAGAAAGAAAAAGACUUGUAAGAUGGACUGUGAUUGGACAAUAUGUGUCUCCAAGUCGAAAGUGUAUGUCUUUCAAUUUCCACAUUUAGACAUUGCAUGCUUAAGUUGGCGAUAUGAUUUUGAAGAUGCCAAAUGUUUUGCCUUAGGUACUUGUAAUGCCGUUUUGUUUGCAUAUUACUGUUACCAUGGCGAUGUAAAUGUGACAAGUUGGAGAUCGACAUUAGAUUGUAACCAUGGUAACAAAACAUCACUGUUCACUCAAAGGCUGCAAUAUAUAUCACCUAUUCAACAGAGAGAACCAAACUAUCACUGUGAAUUUAUUACAUGAUUAAAUCUGUUUUGUAUUUAUGGUUAAUAACACCAGACAUAUUAAUUUUCAUGUUUCAUGCAUGAGACUAUCCAAUCUUAUCUGUGAAACAAGAAUUAAUAUGUGCAGCUGCAUCAUGUGUCAGUACACAUCUCAUUGCAGCUGAAGUUAUUGCUCUUCAAAUGUCAUCAAUCUGGUCACAUCUGUCAUAUGUCUUUCUAGGAUGACGAGGCUACAUAUGCCUUUAAAGGUAAUCAUCAAGUGCUCAUUCAGACAUAGCUUAUUCCCAUUUCGAGGCUAACAUUGUGCUAUAUUUAUUGUCACUACUGUUUUCUGCCAACAUUUGACAAGUAUGUCCUUUCUGGCAGUAUUAAUACUGGUGUCCUGUGCACAGAGGGAACUCGAUUUCACAUGCUGAGGUCACAUUAAUCAUGUUAAUUUAGGUCUUCCAGCCUCUGGGUUUCGUUCAAUUGUCUCUUUUAAGCAUGAGAUUGUCUAGGAUAUCAUACUGUGUCAGAGCUACAGAUAAGCUGCGUAUCUGCGUGAAAUACGCAUCAGAAAUGCAGAAAUACGCAGUAAAAUAAAAUCCAAGCGUAUCAAAUAGGCAACAAACAUUACAGAUACGCUACAAAAAUAAAA